AUGUUGAAGUUGGUCAUUUUCGUUUGUAUAGUAGUACUCUGUAGAGAAUGUCAUAUACAUAUGUAUAUGUAUAGUUAUAUAUAUUUUGACGUGAUGGAUGGAUUUGUCAGCGUUGGAAAUAACUUCAUGUUUCCCAAGCAAAGAUGCUGGAUUCAGUAAUUCUUCGGGAUUCAUCUGGAUUCUUCUCCUUGGAGUAAGUAUGGAAUUACUCCAUGUCGUUAGUAUUAUAGAUCUUAUAAUAUAGGAUAGUCAGUAUUAUAUGACAUCAUCAUCUCUGAUCUGAUCGGAAUCAAAUCCUCUCCUCAGGUUAAUGAUAUGAUAUUACUUACUCCUCCACUCUACCACGAUUUCUUCUCUGCCCAUCCUCAAAUGCUCCCUACCCUCCUCCGCUAUCAUGACUAUACCUGGGCUUUCCUGCACGCCGUCAUCCUCAAUAUCCCCCCCUCCCGACUCGUCCUCUUUCCCUCUCUCGCCGGUUCAGUCUGGUUCCUCACCUUAACCAGCCUGCUCUUGACCUGGGUUGCUCAAGGGAUGCGUCCCUAUCCAGGACAAUUCAAUCCACAUUUACCGUUUAUUUCCGAUAUCGCCUCGUUCGAACUCAAACCACUCUUCCUAGUCGGAGCCUCAAUCACGGCCAUGGGCUUUCUGUUCACUGUCGCCGCCGUCCAUGUUAUGCGCUACGAGCCCGGGUUUGCCCUGAUCCGGGGUCCAGAGUACAGCACUGGAACCCAGCAAUGCGAACAGACCCCGGAUAUCACCGAUGAAGAGGACAAUCCGCUCCCAUCCAGCGCAAGAGCAGAGCCAGAGCCAGAGCCAGAGCCAGAGCCAGACCGAGGAAGAGAACGCGAACAUGAAAGUGCAAGCGACAGUGAACCCAACGAGAGAGAAGACCACGACACUACCAAAACCCUGAAAAUGAUCUCGCUCUUCUCCAUCCUCGCCGCCGGCGUCGCAGGUGCAUCGCUCAUCCUCCUCAGCGUCAUGGACACAUUCCGGUACAAAUCCGCCCACCAUAUUUUCCUCCGGCUCUGUUUUGCCGGAUUGGCUUUGCAGUCUGCGGGCACGGCCAUCGUCUACGCAGACGAGGUGCUCGCCGUUGUAUCCUAUCUCUCGCAUUUCGGGAAAGUACGAUAUCACUGGGGCGGGGGGACGAGAAAGUCCCGGGUUAGAGUUUUUGCAACCCUCUCGACAACCCUCAUUCUCAUCGAACUCUUCCUCGCCGUGGCCUUCAUCUCUCUCACCAUGGACGGUAAAAUCACCGAGUACCGUACUGCGGGAAUACUCGAGUGGGUGAUAGCUUUUCUGGGCACGGUCUAUUUAUGGUUGUUUGGGGGGUUUUUCGAUAGAACAACCUUUGCCGGCUACGUUCCGAGUCUUCUCU
Molecule: messenger RNA, 1381 nt
Organism: Aspergillus ochraceoroseus IBT 24754
Lineage: Eukaryota; Fungi; Ascomycota; Eurotiomycetes; Eurotiales; Aspergillaceae
Exons: 4
Source: RefSeq, a predicted model, not a curated record